Molecule: messenger RNA, 318 nt
Organism: Sclerotinia sclerotiorum 1980 UF-70
Lineage: Eukaryota; Fungi; Ascomycota; Leotiomycetes; Helotiales; Sclerotiniaceae
Exons: 2
Coding region: 1-318 (105 amino acids)
Source: RefSeq, a predicted model, not a curated record
AUGGGGGGGGGGGGGGGGGGGGAGGGAAUUAUCUCUCUUGUACUCGCGAUGGUGGUAGUGAAAGCGGCUCGGUUGAACUUGUAUUAUGAAGUUGCUAUAUGGAACGUUAAGGAGAGAGUCAUGGGGUAUGUGGAGGGAGGGAAUAAGAGGAGUAGUGCAUCGAUUGGGUAUUUUGGUGAGGUGAAUGGUUCACUUGAGUUUAUACCGCUCGUUGGAGUUAGAUAUUGGCAUGGUGGGUUGGAACUUGGAACAUUAGGGAUGGCGAUGGCGAUGGCGCGGAUGCGGGUGGAUUCGAAGUAUAUACAGAGGGAAUUUUGA